This is a messenger RNA of Pecten maximus, 2284 nucleotides long. RefSeq lists its product as uncharacterized. NCBI's taxonomy places the organism in Eukaryota, Metazoa, Mollusca, Bivalvia, Pectinida, Pectinidae. The record is from RefSeq and is a predicted model, not a curated record. Bases 220 to 2253 code for a protein of 677 amino acids. The transcript has 3 exons.
AUGCAGUGAGAUCGAGCCCGACGGCAGACAGAGGAAAUCGGUGGUAGGAUUACAAUAUAACACCCUCCCACGGGGAGUGUACACAAUGGUCCCGACCCACACUUCUCCACCCAGUCACUCUAUUGCCGUACAACCUCAUUCGGUUUACUUAGGAUCUGGAGAUUCGGACCGAACACUCGACAAUGAGAAAUCACUGUGAUCUGACAAGCCGUGAUUAAAAUGUUGAUGGGACUAAGCCAUAUUGUCUGGCGAGUCGUACGACUGACGACAAUGAAGGGGCCCAUGGUAGUCCGUAUGGCCAAGUUUAUGAUUUUCCUGGGCACGUCCAUGCUUCUGUUCGUGUUUUAUCAGGUACAUAGAUAUUCUGGACAACUGAAUUUCACAGGAAUCGACAAAGCUCCACGUGCCGGAAGUAGCAGUCAUGGUAACGACUUCCCAAAGUUUAUCGUGGACACACCCCACUGUAAACUCCCUAAUCUGGACGCGUUUGAUUCCUCUGUUGUUAAAUAUCUCCGUCAGGGAGCACUGAUAGAAUGCAACAAAUAUUUGCCAUUAACUUAUGAAAACGGAACUCGAUUAGAAGUUAAUUGGACGGCCGUUAUUAAUUCAAAGGAUCGGGACUAUUUCGACCAUUGCAAGUACCAACCAAUAAAUCGUCCUCCAUUUGUAGAGGACAAUAACUACUACAGGUUUAUGGAGGAGAGUAUCGCCUUUAACACGUCACAACUAAUGCGUUAUGACUUCGUAAGAGUGAAGUGUUAUAACAAAGCUGGUGGUUUGAUGUACACAAACUUCCAUCAGUUUGUACGGCGGAAACCAAAGCUGGACAGGAAGUGUAAGAAGGCGUUUUUGAAACACCGACAAGAAACGGGCGUCAAGGAGUUCCUUAACGUAGCCAUGAUAGGCGUAGACUCCGUUUCCAGAUUGAACUUCAUGCGUUACAUGCGGAGGACCAAGGACUACCUAGAGAACACUCUGGGGGCUAUAGAGAUGAAAGGCUACAACAAAGUGGCUGACAAUACGUUUGUCAACAUCGUUCCCAUGACUCUUGGGAAGUUCCUGGAGGAAGUUCCUUGGAACGAGACACUAAAUACCAUCCCGUUCGACAAAUAUGACUUUAUAUGGAAGCAGUUCUCGAACCGUGGAUUCCGUACUCUGUAUGCUGAGGAUCAACCGGCAAUCGCCAUCUUUGAUUAUCUUAAAGAAGGAUUUCACCAACAGCCUACAGAUUAUUUCAACCGCCAUUUUAGUCUCGCAAUGACGAAACAGAAACGGUUGUGGUACAACGAAGGCAAAUGUAUAGGGACAAAGCUGGAGACACAAAUCAUACUCGAUUAUUUAAAAGAUUUUAUGUUAAUGUAUAAAAUCCGUCCACAUUUCGCGUUUGCUUUCAUCACUGGCUUGACACAUAACGUAUUGGAACACUCCGCGGUAGCAGACAUUCCCUAUCUCACGUUACUCACAAAUUUACACGAGGCAGGAGCUCUCAACAAAACAGCUGUGAUAUUCUAUAGUGAUCAUGGAAUAAGGUUCGGAAAAAUCCGAGAAACGUAUGUCGGCAAACUGGAGGAAAGAUUGCCAUUUAUGUAUGUGAUACUACCUAAAUGGUUUUUAGACAAAUAUCCAAACAUAGCAAAAAAUCUGAAGACUAAUUCAAAUCGCCUAACGACACCUUUUGACAUUUACGAGACGCUACGUGAUGUGCUACAUUUCACAGGGGAGGCCAGACAGGUUCCCCAAGAUCAAAGAGGAGUUAGUCUCUUUGACGAGGUGCCUUUCUUACGCUCGUGCCAAACGGCGGGAAUUCUUCCCCAUUGGUGCACGUGCCCAAUUCAUCAAACACUGCCCACUUCUCUCUCCCAGGUACAGAACAUCGCCGUUAAUAUCGUUCAGUCUAUUAACAAACAACUGGACGGAUAUUCCGAUAUAUGUGCCUAUUUGAACCUUGACCUAGUGCUCAACGCCACUAAACUUAUUCCGUCCGACAAGGUGUUGCGUUUUGAGCAGAGUAAAAAUGACGUCAUAAAUCGUUACGUCAAAUACGGUGAACGCGCGAAAGCGUACGUGGAUUUCCAACUGACUGUACGUGCUCGUCCCGGGGGUGGAUUGUUUGAGGCUACUGUUCGGUACGACGAGAGGCGUGACGAGUACCAGAUGCUUAGUGACGUCAGCAGGAUUAACUUAUACGGGGACCAAUCGAAAUGUAUUGAAAAACACAAGUUAAAAAAGUAUUGUUAUUGUACAAAACCUUAAUAAAUUAUUGUUAACUAAUGAAGGUAGCUCA